UGCCCCCCAUCAUUUUACUGCGCAGCCGCAGAUCCAAUAGACGUGACAACAAACGUUAUCAGCAUUGGAGAAAAUGGGCACAGCAUUGGCAUCUAAAUCAUUUUGAUAAGAUAAAAACUUCAAUCAAACCAUCAAAACGCGUUUGCCUUUGUCUCAUAUGAUUUAAUAAUCAAAAGUGAAGUCUUAAAAUGCCGAGCAACAAGAUGGACAAAUCUGACAAGCCGGAGGUCAUGGACAACGUCAAAGUGGUUGUGCGAUGUCGCCCGCUGAACCAGAAGGAGAGGAGUAUGGGCCACAAGCAGGCCGUCAGUGUGGAUGAGAACCGAGGGACCAUAACCGUCAACAAAUUAGAGACCAACCACGAACCCCCCAAGACCUUCACAUUUGACACGGUGUUCGGACCAGACAGCAAACAGCUGGACGUUUACAAUCUGACAGCCCGCCCCAUCAUAGACUCAGUAUUAGAGGGUUACAAUGGGACCAUCUUCGCGUACGGACAGACAGGGACAGGAAAGACGUUCACCAUGGAGGGCGUGAGGGCAGUGCCAGAGCUCCGAGGAAUAAUACCCAACUCCUUCGCUCAUGUGUUCGGCCACAUCGCCAAAGCAGAGGGCGACACCCGGUUCUUAGUUCGCGUCUCUUAUCUGGAGAUUUACAAUGAAGAAGUGAGGGACCUGCUGGGGAAGGACCAGAUGCAGAGGCUAGAGGUGAAGGAGAGGCCAGAUGUGGGUGUUUACAUCAAGGACCUGUCUGGUUAUGUGGUGAACAACGCUGAUGACAUGGACCGGAUUAUGACAAUGGGGCACAAGAACCGCUCGGUUGGCUCCACCAACAUGAAUGAACACAGCUCUCGCUCUCAUGCCAUCUUCACCAUCACCAUCGAGUGCAGCGAGAAGGGUGUGGAUGGGGACCAGCACGUACGCAUGGGAAAACUCCACUUAGUGGAUCUGGCGGGUUCUGAGCGUCAGGGGAAGACGGGAGCGACGGGCCAGCGGCUGAAAGAGGCCACUAAGAUCAACCUGUCUUUGUCCACGCUGGGUAACGUCAUCUCCGCUCUGGUGGACGGGAAGAGCACCCACGUCCCCUACAGGAACUCCAAACUCACCCGCCUGCUGCAGGACUCACUGGGGGGAAACUCCAAGACCAUGAUGUGUGCAAACAUCGGCCCAGCGGACUACAACUACGACGAGACCAUCAGCACGCUGCGUUACGCCAACCGGGCCAAGAACAUCAAGAACAAAGCCCGGAUCAAUGAAGACCCCAAGGAUGCCCUGCUACGGCAGUUCCAGAAGGAGAUCGAAGAGCUUAGGAAGAAACUCCAAGAAGGGGAAGAGAUCUCCGGGUCGGAGGGCAGUGGAUCAGAAGAGAUGGAUGAAGGAGAUGACGAGGGAAGAGAGGGACGAAGGAAGCGGAGAGGCAGUGGCAGCAGCUUCAGUAGCUCAGACUCCUCUAUAGAGGCACAGACCACUGAGGAGAAACCCAAGGCUCAGACUAGGAAGAAGAAGAAGGUUUCUCCUGACAAGAUGGUGGAGAUGCAGGCGAAGAUCGAGGAGGAGAGGAAGGAGCUAGAAGCCACGCUGGACAUGGAGGAGGAGGAGAGGAACAAGGCCAGGGCAGAACUGGAGAAGAGAGAGAAGGAUCUCCUCAAAGCGCAGCAGGAGCAUCACCUACUGCUGGAGAAGCUGUCAGCCCUGGAGAAGAAGGUGAUCGUAGGAGGGGUGGACCUCCUGGCCAAGGCUGAGGAGCAGGAGAAACUACUGCAGGAGUCUAACAAUGAGCUAGAGGAGAGACGCAGGAGGGCUGAGCAGCUCCGCAGGGAGCUAGAGGAGAAGGAGGCGGAGCGUCUGGACAUGGAAGAGAAGUACUCCAGUCUGCAGGAGGAGGCUCAGGGGAAGACCAAGAAGCUGAAGAAAGUCUGGACCAUGCUGAUGGCUGCCAAGUCAGAGAUGGCCGACCUGCAGCAGGAGCAUCACCGGGAGAUCGAGGGCCUGCUGGAGAAUAUCCGCCACCUCAGCAGAGAGCUACGACUGCAGAUGCUCAUCAUAGACAGCUUCAUCCCACAGGAAUACCAGGAGAUGAUUGAGAACUAUGUACAGUGGAAUGAGGACAUUGGGGAAUGGCAGCUGAAGUGUGUAGCGUACACUGGUAACAACAUGAGAAAACAGACCCCCGUGCCGGACAAGAAAGAAAAAGAUCCGUUUGAGGUGGACCUGUCUCAUGUGUACUUGGCCUACACAGAGGAGAGUAUGAGACAGUCACUGAUGAAGCUGGAGAGGCCCAGGACCUCCAAGAGUAGUAGGCCCAAGACUGGACGAAGGAAAAGAUCAGCGAAGCCCGAGGCUGUGAUGGAAUCCCUGCUGCAGUGAGAGAGCCAAUCAGGGCUGGAGCCCCAUGUACUGCAAUGAAUCUACACUACUUUACCUUAGAAUGAACAACAGUCAGUCAAUGAAUCUACACUACUUUACCUUAGAAUGAACAACAGCAGUCAGUCAAUGAAUCUACACUACUUUACCUUAGAAUGAACAACAGCAGUCAGUCAAUGAAUCUACACUACUUUACCUUAGGAUGAACAACAGUCAGUCAAUGAAUCUACACUACUUUACCUUAGAAUGAACAACAGCAGUCAGUCAAUAAUCGAACAUGAAGAUCUUUAUUGUCGUUAUUUAAACAGAUUUUCUUAAUACACUGUUUAGCCAAGUAAGGUUUUAAAUGUGAAGGGAGAAGAGGAAACGGUUGGUCGGUCGGUCAGGGAGGGAGGGAGGUAGGAGAGGAAACGGUUGGUCGGUCGGUCAGGGAGGGAGGGAGCAGGCAGCAGAAACUACUUUAGGAUUUAGCAGCGUCCCAAAUGGUGCACCCUAUUCCAUAUUUAGUGCACUACUUUUGACCAGAGCCCUAUGGGAUACCCUAUGAGCCCUGGUCAAAAGUAGUGCACUAAAUAGGGAAUAGGGUGUCAUUUGGACCUGCCCCUUAGACUGCUCAAGUCAAGGGGACCUUGUAUUAUAAUAAGGGGAGGCUUGUUGAGGAUAGUCAGCUUAAUGUUGAGUCUUAAUGUAGUCAUCAGCACAGUUCAGUGGGCAACACCCAACUGCGUCCCAAAUGAAACCCUAUUCCCAUUAUAGUGCACUACUUUUGACCAGGGCUCAUAGGGUGUCCUGUAAUGCUCUGGUCAAAAGUAGUGCACUAAAUAGGGAAUAGGGUCCCAUUUGGGACGUGGGAGAUUCGUCUAUGAUGAGCACAAGCCAUGGUUUUUGAACAGGUCUUCAAAGACGAAAGUGACGACGACAACAACAAACACUGUUUUGAGAUGACGAUGUCAUCACUCCUACUGGCAGGAUGUAAUGGAUACAUCUGAUGGCCUUUAACAAAAAAACGAUUCCAGAAAUGAUUCACAUGUGCACCACAGGUUAUAAUGCCCUUAUUUCAAGCAUCAAACGUAUGGGAGUCUAAAGUAUGCUUUACGCUUAGUUUCCUUCUUUAUGUCUGAAGGGUAGGGCAUGCAUGCCAUGCCGCUUCCAUAGACAAGUGCGCAACAAUGGGACAAACUACACUAUAUUUACUCUCCAAUUGUUUAGUGAAAACGAAUACAUUUGCACAAUGAGCGCUUAUCUCUAAAAUGCAUCCUUACAAGUUGUUGGCUAGCGAGGAUAUUUUCACCAUAUUAGCAUGGACGUGACAUCAGUCGAAACACCUCAAAAUAAAACGUGACAUUAAUAACGAGAUACUACAAGCUGAAACCAGCCUCUUACGGUUCCCCACGUUGCAGCUUUCUGUCAUUGUUGUUCGCUAUCUGAACGUUCAGAAUCGUAACGCCACACGGAUUUCUGUCUUGUCGAGACGCACAUCAUUUCCUGAUGUCAGCUAACCCGUCUAUAAAGUAAUGCCAUUCGUCCAUUAAACACUAACUAAGGCAUUUUUUUGGCAGGCUUUGUGAUUUCUUCCUUUUCAGCUCAUCGUUCAUGGUGUAUUGUAGUGGAAGCAAAGUGUCUUUAUUUUGGAAUUUACUGUAUUUCAAAUGUUUACAUCUACUGAGCCCCCCCCCCCUCUUUUUUUGUUAAUUUAUUAAAUUAUUGCACAUG
Oncorhynchus keta (chum salmon) is the source of this 4076-nucleotide messenger RNA. RefSeq names its product kinesin-like protein KIF3A. Gene Ontology annotation, biological process: microtubule-based movement. Gene Ontology annotation, molecular function: ATP binding; microtubule binding; microtubule motor activity. The coding region runs from base 189 to 2366 and encodes 725 amino acids. The record is from RefSeq and is a predicted model, not a curated record. The transcript is spliced from 18 exons. NCBI's taxonomy places the organism in Eukaryota, Metazoa, Chordata, Actinopteri, Salmoniformes, Salmonidae.